AUGGCUCACCAAGACCGCCUGAAGGGAACUCACGUCCUCGUCUUCGGCGGCACCUCAGGCAUCGGUUUCGCAACCGCCAACCUAGCGCUCUCCAAGGGAGCUCAAGUGACCAUCUCCGGCUCAGGUCAACCAAAGGUGGACGACAAAGUCACACUUUUGCGCUCCUUCUACCCCGACCUGCCAGCCUCCAACGUAGCAGGCUUCGCAUGCGACCUCAAGGACCAAACCAACAUCGAAGCGAACCUCAAAGGCAUAUUCGAAAACGCGACCGACCGCGGCAGCAAGAAGAUAGACCACGUCGUGUUCACCGCUGGUGGCGGCGACGAUACGGGGAAACUUGGAGAUGUCACUGUCGAAUCUACCCUGAAGCCUUUGUUCCUACGUCUCGCAGUCCCAGCUAUUAUCGCCAGACUCAUUUCUUCGGGCGCUUAUGUGCCUGUGAGCGAUAGUUCGUCGUUCACCGUCACCAGUGGAACAAACACCUACAAGCCAAUGCCAGGAUGGACAACCAUCGCAGCUGCUGGCGCGUCGAUCGAUGGACUUGUGCGUGGUCUGGCGACGGAUAUGGCGCCGAUCAGGAUCAAUUGCGUUGUUCCUGGGGCCAUCGAGACUGAGUUGCUGCAAAGGUAUUUGGGGAAGAUUGGGGAGGAUGGAGCGAAUAAAAUGAAGGAGACUGUGAGUUUGGCAAAGACGUUGGGGCAGCCUGAGGAUAUUGCGGAGGCGUAUGCGUAUCUCAUGCGGGAUCGGUUUGCGACGGGCUCGUUUGUAACGUCAGACGGUGGAAGGCUGCUUGUCUAG
Parastagonospora nodorum SN15 is the source of this 798-nucleotide messenger RNA. RefSeq lists its product as hypothetical. Bases 1 to 798 code for a protein of 265 amino acids. The record is from RefSeq and is a predicted model, not a curated record. NCBI's taxonomy places the organism in Eukaryota, Fungi, Ascomycota, Dothideomycetes, Pleosporales, Phaeosphaeriaceae. Gene Ontology annotation, molecular function: oxidoreductase activity. The transcript has a single exon.